AUGGUGGUAACAAAAAUAGGAAACCUGACAGCCCAUCUCCCUAACCCCCAUGACAUAGGAAAACCAUACUUGAAUAAUAAUCGCUAUGCUCGCGAGGAAGUUGUUGACUAUUACUACUAUUUGCUUCAACCUGGACACAAACGUAAAAUACUGACAGAUGUAGAAAGGGCAUUGCGAAGGGUGCAAAAAUAUACUGCCUCUACAAAGCCAUCAGAAGUUGGAUAUAUAGAACCAAAGCUGAAGAAGCGGAAAAAAAGUUGGCUACUUCAAGCUUUAUCAGAGGAGAACUAUAAUGAAGGCGAAACAAAUGUGAACUUAUCAACAACAUCAACUCAUAAGCUGCAAAAACAAUUGGAUUGCAUCUAUUGUCAUGCCAUGAGGCUUGAAUAUGAGCCACCAACAUUUUGUUGCGCAAGUGGAUAUAUUCAGUUGGCCCCCGACGAAGUUGGAGAGGACUUAUACAAAUUAUUUACAGAUGAGUCCAAAGAAGCCAUCCUAUUUCGGAAACAUAUUCGAGCGUAUAAUAGCAUCUUUGCUUUUACAUCAUUUGGAGUACAACUCAACAAAGAACUGGCAUCUUCAAGGAAAGGCAUUUACAGCUUUAAGGCGCAAGGACAAAUCUAUCACGACCUACCAUCAUUGAUCCCGAAGGAUGACAGGCCACGUUACUUCCAGCUAUACUUCUAUGAUACAGAUCAUGAAGUCGCCAACAGAAUGUCAAUACUACAAGAUGCUAAUUUAUCCGAGGAAGUCAUGAAAAAAAUCAGGAAAAUAAUGGAGCAAAAUCCAUAUGCAAAAUUUUUUACACAACUAAAGCAUCAUUCAAAUUUUCAGAACUUAGAAAUACGCAUAGCUGCAAAUGCUUUUUUAGAUCAACGGGUGUAUAACAAACCUUCAGUAGAUCAAGUUGCGGCAAUUUGGGUAGACGGAAACAAUCCAAAUAUCUCAUUUGAAAGAGAUAUUGUAGUACACGAACAUUCCGGGAACAAACAUCGAGUAAAACAUUAUUAUGGUUGUUAUGAUCCUCUACAGUAUCCAUUGAUUCUACCAAAUGGUGAAGGAGGUUGGCAUCAAGGAAUAGUGAAAUCUCACAAUCCAAAUAUCACCAUUCCUACAUAUACAACAACAGCUGCCAACAUAUGCCCUCGAUCAUAUGCCAGUGCAACAGAGGUUUUGAACAAUGAAGAACAAGUGGACAUGUACAUAAAAUUGGAAACCACGCGACUUGAAUAUUAUAGAUUCGAACAAUCAAAUUACAGAAGAGAGAUAUUACAAGGUAUCGUUGAUAGUGUUACGGCAGGCGAAUGCAGAGGAGAGAAGGUCGGGCAAAGGGUCUUACUACCAGGGUCAUUCAUUGGAGGCCCGAGGGAUAUGCGACGACGCUAUAUGGAUGUUAUGGCACUGGUACAAGAGUAUGGAAGACCAGAUCUAUUUAUCACCAUGACGUGUAACCCUGAAUGGACAGAGAUUCAAGAACAACUAUGUGCGGGGCAAGUUGCUCAAGAUCGUCCAGAUUUGGUGACUAGAGUGUUUAGGGCAAAAUUGCAGGACCUGAAAGACCAAAUAUUUAAAAAGGAAAUUUUUGGCCCGACAGCAGCACAUGUUUUUGUAGUUAAAUUUCAGAAGAGAGGCCUACCACAUAUACACCUACUACUAAUUUUAAAACAAGGUCAUAAAAUAACAUCAGCAGAUCAGUAUGAUCGAUAUAUUUCGGCAGAGUUGCCUGCUAAGGAUAAGCAGCCAGAAUUACAUGAAUUGGUUAUUAAGCAUAUGAUUCAUGGUCCUUGUGGUAUAAAACGACAAUCAAGUCCAUGUAUGAAGGACGGACAAUGUAAGUUUCACUACCCCCGAGCAUUCAACAACAAAACAAUACAAAGGAGAGAUGGAUAUCCUAUUUACCGAAGAAAAAAUGAUGGGAGGACAAGCGAGGUUCGAGGAAUGAAGAUGAAUAAUCAGUGGGUUGUCCCUUAUAAUCCAUAUUUAUUGAAGAGAUAUAAUUGCCACAUUAAUGUAGAGGUUUGCUCAGGUGUUAAAGCAAUAAAGUACCUGUACAAGUAUAUAUAUAAAGGACAUGAUAAGUGUGCAGUUUACAUUGAGUCAGACGAGGGUGAAAAAUUCAUAGAUAAAAUUCGAAGCUUUCAAGAUACACGUUGGGUGUCACCACCUGAAGCGAUGUGGAGGAUUUACGAGUUUACUCUAAGCGAAAUGCAACCAGCUGUUAUAAACCUACAACUACAUCUACCCGGUAAACAAGCAGUCUACUAUUGGAAGAAGCAAAAUCUUCAAAAUAUUGCAGGCUCCCAGUUUGUACAACAAACUAUGUUUACUGAGUAUUUCAGGAUGUGCUUGAAUGACACUGACGCUCGCAAUUAUCUAUAUAGAGAAUUCCCCAAGCAUUAUGUUUGGAAUUCCCAAUCUAAAGUUUGGACUAAAAGAAAAUCGCGCUCCGUGAUCGGCAGAAUAAAUGUUGGUAAGUAUUACACUUUGAUAUAUGGCAUUUAUGAGUUAAACAAUAAACUAACUAGGAUGAUCGAAAUCACAGCUAAUCCUAGAGAAGGAGAAAGGUAUUACGAGAGAUUAUUAUUAAAUCAUGUUCGAGGUCCGACAUCAUUUGAAGACUUACUCACUGUUAAUGGAAUACAUUGUCAUACUUUCAAAGAAGCUGCCAAGGAAAGAGGUUUAUUAGAAUCAGAUGAUAGCAUUUCAGAAUGCUUACGCGAGGCUGUAAUCUUUAAGAUGCCUGUAGCUCUUCGAAUGUUGUUUGCGACAAUUUUAGUUCAUUGCAACCCAACAGAUGUAAGAAGACUAUGGGACACAUAUUAUAACGAUAUGUCAGACGACUUUCAGAGGACCCAUGCCAAAUCAGCCGAGGCCAAACUCCAAAGUACGUUGAAAAGUGUAAAUUCAUACUUGGAGAGUAUGGGUCAAAGUGUUGCAAAAUUUGAUAUGCCACAAAUCCAACAAGAAUUACAUCAAGGUGACACAUAUGAAUGCCGAGAAAUAGUCGAAGAAAGGUCUGUGAAGGUGCCAACUGAAGAUAUGGAGGCACAAUCAAAGUUGAAUGAACAACAAACGCAAGCAUUCAAGACUAUCUUGCAAAGGACCGACUCUGGAACACCAGGAUUAUUCUUUGUAGAUGGACCCGGUGGAACUGGAAAAACAUAUCUAUAUCGGGCAUUGCUGGCACAUAUAAGAUCAAGAGGUAUGAUAGCAUUGGCAUCCGCCAGCAGCGGGGUAGCAGCAGCAAUCUUACCGGGAGGUCGUACAGCUCACUCGAGAUUUGGAAUACCUCUACAAGCUAAUGAAACAACAAUGACAAAUAUGUCAAAACAAAGUGGCGGGGCUAAACUUAUUAAACAAGCCAAACUAAUAAUAUGGGACGAAGCACCAAUGGCUAAGAGACACGCAAUUGAAACAGUCGACAGAAGCUUUCGUGAUAUAAUGGAAAAAAAUGUACCUUUUGGGGGAAAAGUAAUGGUAUUUGGAGGUGACUUUCGACAAGUGCUACCGGUGGUUCCAAAAUCAACACGAGCAGAGACAGUGGAUGCAAGUUUGGUAAGGUCAUAUUUGUGGCCUUUGAUGGAAAAAAUUCAUUUAACAUCCAACAUGAGGGCAAGAACAGAUCCAAAUUUUAGCAACUUCUUGAUUCGUGUUGGAAACGGCGAAGAGAACACAAUACGGGAUAAUUUAAUACUACUACCACAACAAAUAGUGGUCCACCCAACUGGUCAGGGUAAGGCAGAAGAAUGCUUGGUAACAGAAAUUUUUAAAGGGCUACAACAAAAUUACAGAUCGGCAAAGUUUAUUACUGAAAGGGCAAUCUUAGCAAGUCGAAAUGAAUUCGUAGAUAAUAUAAAUGAAAUGAUGAUUACUCGAUUCCCAGGAGAAACCAGAACAUAUAUCAGUUUCGACUCGGCAGAAGAUGAUACCAAUAAUUACUAUCAAGAAGAAUACCUAAAUACAUUAACUCCAAAUGGUCUGCCGCCACAUAGGUUGGUUUUGAAAGAGAAUGCGCCUAUCAUGAUGCUGCGCAAUUUAGACCCAUCAAAUGGUUUAUGCAAUGGGACACGAUUGAUUUGUAGAGGUUUUGACAACAAUGUCGUGCAUGCAGAAAUAACUACAGGAGAAUUUGCAACAAAACAUGUGUUUAUACCAAGAAUCCAAUUAUCGCCGCCUGAGAAUGAAGGAUAUCCUUUUAAAUUUAUUCGGAAGCAAUUUCCAAUACGUCUAUGUUUUGCCAUGACAAUAAAUAAGGCUCAAGGUCAAACGAUACCUAAUGUGGGAUUAUAUCUUCCCCAACAUGUUUUCUCCCAUGGGCAACUAUAUGUAGCUUUAUCAAGAGGAAUCUCAAUGGCAACAACAAAGGUAUUGGUUAUGACUGAACAACCAGAUACGGGGACAGGGACAUAUGCAAGAAAUAUCGUAUACAAGGAAGUAUUAGGUUAG
Molecule: messenger RNA, 4446 nt
Organism: Solanum verrucosum
Lineage: Eukaryota; Viridiplantae; Streptophyta; Magnoliopsida; Solanales; Solanaceae
Exons: 6
Coding region: 1-4446 (1481 amino acids)
Biological process (GO): DNA repair; telomere maintenance
Molecular function (GO): DNA helicase activity
Source: RefSeq, a predicted model, not a curated record